AUGGCGUACGAUGGGAUUUAUCACUUGUUCUAUGGAUAUGACCCUGUUGGUAAGGGACCUACAUUGUACAGUAGCUGGGGGCAUGCAGUGAGCACGGAUUUGCUUCAUUGGGAGAUAUGGCCUCUCGCCAUACCCGAGCAGGCUGGAAUCUUGGCUUUUAGCGGUAGUGCGGUGAUGGAUUUUCAAAACACCACUGGGUUUUCCACCGACAGAUCCACGGCCAUGGUUAUCAUUUUUACUGGGAAUAUUGCGAGCUUCAUCGAAUCGGAUCAGCGACUUGCCUAUAGUUUGGACGGGGGGAUAACAUGGACGUUGUAUGACGAAAACCCAGUUCUGAGGACUGGAAAAUACCACUUCCGAGACCCGAAAGUAAUAUGGCAUGAGCCGUCAAACCGCUGGCUAAUGGUGGUUGCACAAGCGGUGGGGCAAAGAGCAGUACAGUUUUAUUCUUCCCCGGAUCUGAAAAAUUGGACAUACUUGAGUCAGAAAGGCCCAGAAGGACUGAUAAUUAACAAAGAAUGGGAAACACCAAAUUUCUUCGAAAUAAAAGUGCAAGGAGAAAAUAUAUCGAAGUGGGUAUUGCCGUCCAUGACAGGAGUUGGAUCCCGCCCUCGUCGCACAGUCAUGUAUUGGACUGGGGAAUUUGACGGGAAAAAGUUUACCACUGACCAAACCAUGGCCAAAAUUUUAGACUUUGGCCCCGACUUCACCGCCAUUCAGACGUGGAAUAAUUAUAUGGACGAUCGAUUGUUGAUUACGGGGUGGAUGUGCGUUUGGGAGAUGUGUCGGUAUCAUCCGACGCGGCCUUGGCAGGGGGUCCAGUCCUUAACUCGCGUGCUGUCUCUGGAGAGGGAAAACGGAGAACUUCUUCUGGUGCAAAAGCCGAUCAAAGAAGUCGAAAAAUUGAGGACUGGGGUUGUCUGGGAGAUAAGAAACGCCAAGAUUUCAACGGGUAAAGGAAUGGGAGUUUUCUACAAUGCAAACGUCACCCUGCAGGCGGGCUCGCUUAAACUGCAUAUGUUUCUUGACUGGUCAUCCGUGGAACUAUUCGCCAAUGACGGGCGACAAGUGAUCACCACACUCAUUUUUCCACAGAAUGAAACUAGUGAUGGCCUUGACGCUUACUGUGAGGGAGAAGAUGUCCACGUGACAAAUUAUGUUUACGACUGUGGUCUUUGA
Messenger RNA from Lingula anatina, 1179 nucleotides. RefSeq lists its product as uncharacterized. NCBI's taxonomy places the organism in Eukaryota, Metazoa, Brachiopoda, Lingulata, Lingulida, Lingulidae. Gene Ontology annotation, molecular function: sucrose alpha-glucosidase activity. Gene Ontology annotation, biological process: sucrose catabolic process. The record is from RefSeq and is a predicted model, not a curated record. Gene Ontology annotation, cellular component: cytoplasm.